Molecule: messenger RNA, 1462 nt
Organism: Lactuca saligna
Lineage: Eukaryota; Viridiplantae; Streptophyta; Magnoliopsida; Asterales; Asteraceae
Source: the annotation of a GenBank genome assembly
CCUGGUUAAAACGAUGCGCAGCCAAUCACCGCGUCCUUCGAUCCAGCCAAUCAGUGCGUCCUUCGAUCGAGCAUCGUUUUUUAACUACCUUUUUCUUCCGCCUUUUCUUGAUUCCAAUCUUGAUCAAAUUCACCUCUUAAUAUACUGAUUCGCUGGGUUUUGAUUCGAAGCGCAGUCUAGGGUUUUGCACUUUGAAAUUUGUUAUCGAUCUUUAGCAGUGAAGUGUGUAUAGUAAUGGCAGAACCGGGAGUCGAUAAGAAGAAGAAGAGAGUGGUGGUUAUUGGUGGCGGCGUAGCAGGUUCUCUUCUUUGCAAAACCCUUCAAAAGCAUCGACAUUUUGAUUUCACCCUCAUUGAUUCGAAAGAGUAUUUUGAGGUGACAUGGGCAAGGUUGAGGUCAAUGGUGGAACCAUCAUUUGCAAAAAGAUCUGUGAUUAAUCACCAUGAAUAUCUUCAAGGUCACAUGGGUAGCAAAUGUGUCACAAAACCUGAGAAGCUCAGGGAGUAUGAAGCAGAUAAUGAAAAGAUCAAAUCUUCAGAGUCAAUAUUGAUAAUUGGAGGGGGACCCACUGGUGUGGAACUUGCAGCUGAAAUUGCUGUUGAUUUUCCCACCAAAAAGGUGAAACUAGUUCACAAGGGUUCAAGAUUGCUGGAGUUUAUAGAUGAAAAGGGUAGUAAAAAGGUGCUUGAUUGGUUAACUCUAAAGAAAGUUGAGGUAAUUUUAGGUCAAUCUGUGGAUUUGACUUCCAGCUCUGAUGAUGGAACUUAUAAAACAUCUGAAGGUGAAACUAUCAUGGCUGAUUGUUAUUUUAAAUGCACAAGUGAUCCGAUUGGUUCAUCAUGGCUUAAAGAGACAAGUCUCAAGGAUAGUUUGAAUGAUAGUGGUAGAUUAAUGGUUGAUGCAAAUUUUAGGGUCAAAGGGUUUGACAAUAUCUUUGCAAUUGGAGAUAUCACUGAUGUUGCAGAACUUAAACAAGGAUAUUUGGCACAAAAGCAUGCAUUGGUGGUUGCUAAAAAUUUGGAGUUGCUGAUAAAUGGAAGUGAUGGGGGCAAUAUGGUAAAAUACACUCCGGGAUCACCAACGGCAAUUGUGUCAUUGGGGAGACGAGAGGCCUUGUUGCAAGUAUGGUGUGUGACAUCGAUUGGGAGAGUUCCUGGUAUGCUAAAAUCUAAAGAUUUGUUUGUUGGGAAAACAAGGAAGCAGCUAGGGCUAAAACCCUAAUCUUGUUUGUUUAUUAUGCUUGGAAUUGGAUUGGAUUGAUAAACCCUUUUAUUAUACCAAACUAGUUUAUUCGGUUUGAAGUUUUAAGGUUAACAAACACAUACUAUGUUAUACAAGUCUAAAAGAGUGAAUAUGAAAACUUUGGUAUUGUUUGGUUAUGUAACAAUUUCAUUUAUUUUGGGUUAAGUCAUUGCUCAACUUCUCACUAGAGGAUACUUAUCUCAAUUCACACAUAUGGUAU